Oxyura jamaicensis (ruddy duck) is the source of this 6030-nucleotide messenger RNA. RefSeq names its product salt inducible kinase 2 (gene SIK2). Gene Ontology annotation, molecular function: tau-protein kinase activity; protein serine/threonine kinase activity; ATP binding. The transcript is spliced from 15 exons. The record is from RefSeq and is a predicted model, not a curated record. Bases 56 to 2839 code for a protein of 927 amino acids. Gene Ontology annotation, biological process: microtubule cytoskeleton organization; intracellular signal transduction; protein phosphorylation. Gene Ontology annotation, cellular component: cytoplasm. NCBI's taxonomy places the organism in Eukaryota, Metazoa, Chordata, Aves, Anseriformes, Anatidae.
GGCGGGGCCGCGGGGCCGCAGCCGGAGCCGGGCCGGAGCCGCCGCCGCCCCCAGCAUGGUGAUGGCCGAGCCCCGGCGGCCGCCCCCUGCGCUGCUGCCGCUGCCCCGCGGGGCCGGGGCCGGGGCUGGGGCCGUCCGAGUGGGCUUCUACGACAUCGAGGGCACGCUGGGCAAGGGCAACUUUGCCGUGGUCAAGCUGGCGAGGCACCGCAUCACGCGCAGCGAGGUGGCAAUAAAAAUCAUUGACAAAUCUCAGCUGGAUGCUGUGAAUCUGGAGAAGAUCUACCGAGAGGUGCAGAUAAUGAAGAUGCUCGAUCACCCACACAUUAUAAAGCUCUACCAGGUGAUGGAGACCAAAAGCAUGCUGUACCUUGUGACAGAAUUUGCCAAAAACGGAGAAAUUUUUGAUUACCUCGCCAGCCAUGGCCGUCUGAGUGAGUCUGAGGCCAGGCGCAAAUUCUGGCAGAUCCUCUCGGCAGUGGAGUAUUGCCAUGGCCGAAAGAUUGUGCACCGUGACCUGAAGGCUGAAAAUCUUCUGCUCGACAACAACAUGAACAUCAAAAUAGCAGAUUUUGGAUUUGGAAAUUUCUAUAAGAGCGGCGAGCCUCUGACAACAUGGUGUGGAAGCCCACCAUAUGCAGCCCCAGAAGUCUUUGAAGGACAGCAAUACGAGGGACCCCAGCUGGAUAUCUGGAGCAUGGGUGUAGUUCUUUAUGUUUUGGUCUGUGGAGCGCUACCUUUUGAUGGGCCAACACUCCCCAUCCUGAGGCAACGAGUUCUGGAAGGAAGGUUCAGGAUACCUUACUUCAUGUCAGAAGAGUGCGAGCAUCUCAUCAGGCGAAUGUUGGUCCUAGACCCAUCCAAACGGCUAACGAUUGCUCAGAUUAAGGAGCACAAGUGGAUGCUUGUGGAGGUUCCUGCCCAGAGACCCGUUCUCUACCCACCAGGCCAGGAGAACGAGCCCUCCAUCGGGGAGUACAACGAGCAGGUUCUGCGGCUCAUGCACAGCCUGGGGAUAGACCAGCAGAAAACCAUCGAGUCUCUGCAGAACAAGAGCUACAACCACUUUGCUGCUAUCUAUUACUUGUUAGUGGAGAGACUCAAAUCCCAUCGAAGUAGCUUCCCUGUGGAGCAGAGACUUGAUGCUCGCCAGCGCCGCCCAAGCACCAUUGCUGAGCAGACAGUAGCCAAGGCACAAACCGUGGUGCCACCAGUGAGCCUGCGUUCACAAAACACGAGGUUGCUGCGGUCUCCAGGACUUCCCCCAGCUUCGGGAGCAGAAACCUUUUCGUUCCCUCCCUCCAACUGCCAGCCAGAGACAGCGUUUAUGGAAGAAGAAAGAGUUGAGACACCAAAGGUAAAUGGCUGCCUGCUAGAUCCCGUACCUCCCGUGGUGAUGAGGAAGGGCUGCCAGUCGCUGCCCACCAGCAUGAUGGAAACGUCUAUCGACGAAGGGAUAGAGACAGAAGGCGAGUCAGAGGAUGACCCUGCACAGGCAUUUGCAGCCCUCCAAGCAGCUCGCUGUGGGAAGAGACGUCACACUCUGGCAGAAGUUACCAACCAGCUGGUGAUGGUGCCAGGCACAGGGAAGGUCUACUCCUUGGAUGAGAACUCAUCUCUGGGCAGCAUUGAUUCGGAGUACGACAUGGGCUCCAUUCAGAGAGACGUCAGCUUCCUGGAGGACACCCCCUCCUUGAAGGAAAUGGUGCUCACCACCCAGCCGGCGCCCAGGAUGACGCCGCCGUUCAUCGGCCUGAGACCUGCCAACCCGGCCAUGCAGGCCCUCACCUCCCAAAAGCGAGAGACCCACAACCGCUCUCCCGUCAGCUUCCGAGAGGGGCGCAGGGCUUCCGACACGUCCCUCACCCAAGGAAUUGUAGCAUUCAGACAGCACCUCCAGAAUCUGGCACGAACCAAAGGAAUCCUGGAACUGAACAAAGUCCAGCUGCUCUACGAACAGAUGGGAUCGGAAGAAGAACCUUCCCUGACAUCAACCACCACCCAGCUGCAGGACAUCGUCAACAGUCCUCCGCAGGAGGAAACAUCUCAGCAGCAGGAGGCUGCAUCUGCUUUCCCUAGUGGUGCACAUCCCCCAUUAUUAUCCAGACGGCAGAGCUUAGAAACCCAGUUCUUACAGCACAGGCUCCAGAAACCCGCUCUGCUAUCAAAAGCUCAGAACACCUGCCAGCUGUACUGCAAAGAAUUGCCCCGGAGUCUGGAACAGCAGCUACAGGAGCACAGGUUACAUCAGAAGCGGCUCUUUCUGCAGAAGCAGUCCCAGCUGCAGGCCUAUUUCAACCAGAUGCAGAUAGCCGAGAGCUCCUACCCCAGGGCAAGCCAAAUGCCCCUGUCAUGCCAGGAGGAGCAGCAGCCGCCGCCGCCACCCCAGCAGCAGCAACCGGCCCCGUUCAGCUUGCAGCAGCCCCUGAGCCCCGUGCUGGAGCCUUCCUCGGAAGGAAUGCAAUACGACUCCUUCCUCAGCCACUACCAGAAGGUGCAGCUGGAGCCGCUGCCGCCCUCCCAGAUCACCAGCUCGUCGCGGUUGUCGGCACCCAUCCAGGUGCAGCAGCCGCCCCAGCCCUUACAAUAUUCCUACCAGACUUGUGAGCUGCCCGUUGUCACCUCUUCCGAGCCAGACUUCCCCGAGCAGUGCCAGUAUUCCCUGGAGCCAGCACAGCAGAGCAGCGCAGCGCUGCCCGACAGCCCGAGCAGCUCCGCGUCUCACGAGCCCCAGACAAACUACGACCCGUUAACCCUCUCGGAAUUGCCCGGACUUUUUGACUGCGAAAUGAUGGAGACUGUAGACCCCCAGCACAGCGGCUACGUCCUGGUGAAUUAAUACCCCGGGGUGUCUAACAUCAGAGUGGAAGACGGGGCAAAGGGAGAAGCAUGUGAAUUUUUGUUUUUGUUCCAACCCAAAAGUUUUCAACCCUUGAAGCAACAGGGGAAUUAGAAGUCCCCCUGACUGGAAAAAAAAAAAAAAAGCAGGAGAUGGCUAGAAGGGUUUGGCCACUAGCUCCUCUUGCUAGUGGUUGGGGCUAGAGAACAGGCAGUGCAGUUUGGUCCCAUAAAGAACCAGUUUGCAUAGAAGGAGAGAGGAAAAGUGAGUUUUAAAGGAAGGAAACGGUCCCUUCCAAAAGGCAAAAACUAAAAAGGAUAGUCUGGCAGCAUUCAUCUAGCAUUCACUAGGAGAAAGGAGAACGAAUGCACAUUGCAUUCGACUUUUUGGCAAUAAAAGCAAUAGUUUUCUUUGAAAUUCAGACUAGAUUUGGGUCUGAGCUGAUGGCAACUGUCAUACCCUUGAAACAGUAGCGUGAGGUGGAUUUCAAGGGAAGCUGCACGUCGGCAUCCAAUUGCUGGUUAAGCUCCUGAGCUGCGACUCCUCCACGCUAAGUUGGAGACCAGCAGGCACGGCAGGAGCCUGCGCUUCCUCCUGCUAGCCAGUGAGCAGUUAUUUCCCAAGCCUGACGAGGAAAUUUUAAUUGUUCACUAAGGGAAGCUUCUGGAUCUUCGCUAAGUGACGUACUGACUUUGUCAAAAGAUACCUGGAACUGACACAGGGCACCACGGUGAUUUGUAGAGACCUCGGGGUGGGGCUCAGGAAACAAAGAUAAGGGAUUAGCUAACAGAGAGGGGGGGGAGAGAGAAGUACCAUGAGAAAAUCGAGAGCUGUAGCCAGUGACAUCAACAAAAUCCACCGGGGUGGUGUUUGCAAUCAACCCUUUCUGCAGACAGGCCUUCGCGGAGGGCUUGGUCUGGGAGAAGUUCUGAUCACUGGAGAGGAUCCAUCUGUCCUUCUGCAGCAUUUGAAAACAAGCAAACAAACUGUGUUUUGAGUUUGCAGUAUGUGUUGCUGGUGGUUUAUUGAGCUUUGUAUAUUUGGACAAUUAUUUAGGGUUUUAGAACUUAAGGAUAAAAACAAUGAGCUUAACAAAACCCCUGUGAAGUGAUAGUGCUGUGCCUUUUUCGGUUCUUUAUCAGACUAUAUGCUUUUUUCUGAAGAAAGUAGACAAUACCCCAUUUAUAUCCUUGCUACAGCCAAAGUCCCUUCAGAGCACACGUUCCACCGUGUGGAACAUGAUGUUUAACUUCGUUAGUGUUUUGAUUGUUUGUGUAUAUAUAACAUGGGAAGUAUUACAGCAAUAUCUAGCAUCACGACCUGUUGAUGUAUCGACCAUUUCAACAAAUACAAAACUCAACAAGCACUUGUGUCCCCAGAACUUUCCGUCAUGAAACGUCAGCCAGAGGAGGAUUGUUGAGGAAGCUGCAGAACGUUCACAUCUCUGUAAGGACGGUUUUGUCUCAGGUCUUGAAAUCUUGUGGGAUAUUGUCUGUCAGCCUGUAAGAUGAGGCUCCCAGCUAGACAGUUCAGCCCCUUUUCUGAGCAAACUUAAAGCACAAUUGCAGACUCAUUAAAGCACAAAGAAUGGUGGAGAAACCGUGCUGGUAGCUGAUAUGGAAAACACCACUAUUAGCCGGAAAACUUCUCCGGGAUUAAGUUUGGGGCGUUAAGGUCCUGGACACUACAAAUAAAGAAGGUGUCAGUCACCAAACACAAAGUUUGGGUGUUCAGGGCAUGUAGUCACUUAAAAGGGACAGACAAACAGUGUUCUAGAUGCCAUAGCAAAGCCCUGGCUGGAGCAGGUAGCAGAAAACAAAGUACUUCUGAUCCCUUGGGUCUUCUGUGCGUGUGUCAAAUCAGAGAUCUUACCUAGCUGAAGGAGUUCUCAAAGCUGCUCUCUUUUCCUUCACCAGAAAGGUGAAAAAUCAGCCAGCAUUUACAGCAAUAAGACCCCAGUUAAACGGAGGACAGGAGGAGUAUCGCAGGCUCUGGUCCAGUUGUGCGGCUGGAUUCAGUCCCGGAGUGCUCAGCUCCACCUUGGCUAGCAGAGUGAUUCUCAAGGCAUCAGCAAAGGGAAGUUUUAAGAGCAGGGAUCCCAUCCACACACUGAUGGCUUAUUAGAUGCACGAUAAAGAGGCCUGGAAAGCUCUAGUUUAAAUAGCUGAGAUAGACAAAUUUCCUUUUGAAGGGAAUUCCCACAAUAACCCCCUUUUCUGACAGUGUCAGAAGCUGUGGAACAGACAGCCCACGGCCCCCCAGGGGACUAGCAAAGGGCCGGGGACCAGCUGAAGCACAGCACAGCAUCACAGACCCGCAUUUCACUACUGCACAUGAGAAAAGGAGGCAACCCCAAAUCCUGUCCUUUCACUCCUUGGCAGUCUCACAGAACAACCAAACUUACCCUGUCUGUGAUGCUAAGCUCAGACGAGUGCUUGAGGAACUACACAGCCAAAACACGACCGGGACACAGCUGCAGCGACGGGCCCAGCUCUGCCCCAGGAGCUGGGUUACUGCCCUGACCACCUCCCUCCCCAUCCAGCCCCGCCAUCGUGUACAUUUCAGGACGCAGAGAGAAAUAAUUCUGAAUUAACUGCUUCAUUUGUCACAACGUGCCAACUCGUCUCAGCUCCUCUGAGCUUGGCAGCGCUGGUAAGGGGGAAGCGACAGUUUCUGAAUGUAGUUUAGACUGUUCCCCUCAACCAACAGCCCAUUGGACAUCACGCGUAAUUUCCUUUAAGCCAGUUAGAAUAAAAGGCUUCUACUGCCCUCUGCUAGAGCAGAGGAUCCACUGGGCACCUCUUCGUAUUCACGCUACUUGGAAGCGGCUCUUUUGUUCCAGUCCCUUACGUCUAACAUUAGAGGACCGCGUACACUACUGUUAGAGGAUGGGUAGCUUUAUUAUCUCCUGUUACAGGCUCCUUUGAAGAGACUUUGGUGUGAUGUAUUUGGGGUAAACAAUUUCAUAUGGAGAAAAGUGCAAUAUAUGUGUGUGUGUGGUACGUUCUUUAAUGUAUUUUUUUAAGGAGUUAGAGGGUUUAGUCUCUGCUUUGGGAUAAAUGCACUAGUAUUGUGAGCUCCAGUUUGGCAAGUUCAUCCGUAGUAUUUACAUGCAACUGAUAUGCUGGACUCUGUAAAGCAAUUACAGUGUAUUAAUACAAAAUAAAGAAUAUGUACAUUUCAUUUUUAAA